GGGCGGGGUGGAAUGAGGGCACGCGCGUGCAGUAUGGAUUCUUGAGCAACAAUUGGGUUCAGCGGCCGGGGCUCCGUUUGUCCCGAGCGGGGAAGCGCUGUGAAUGCAACCGUCGGCGGUUCCUCCUAAGAACGCACUGAACGCGGUUUUGCUUUCCCAGGGGAGAAGCAGAGCGCCGCGCUGAUGGACGAAGCGGAGAGUUUGUGCCAGCAUCACCUGGGGCUUGCUGCCGAACUUCCUCGUUAUCUCAGGUCUGUAGGAUCCCAGAACCCCACGAGAUGGCACAGACCCGACAGCUCACCUCCAGCGCCCUGGAAAUACCUCUUCCCGGAGCUCCCCGUUGCUGUAGGUGAAGUAAACGCCAGUUUGGCCAGCACAACACAUCUCCCAAUUCCAUUUGAGCUGUGUCACUGCGGGGGAGCGAUGCUAAAACUGUCACUUGGCUUUCCAUGCUGCCAUUACCUACAGGGCACUCGGAGGCUAUCGGGGGUUCGGCUCUUAUCCGCGAGUUCCAGCUCAGCUCUGAGCUGAAUGCUUGGGUGGGUUCAUGCGUGUUGGUUUUCCAAAAGAUGCGUGUUUGACAUCUUUAUUUUUCUGACAGCACAAGAAUCUUAUUAUUUCCCCACCUCUCCUUCAGCCUGCUGUUCUAUUCCGCCCGGGAUCCGUGGUUCCAUCAUCUUUGCUUUGCUGGUGAUGGGUUUGGCCAUUGCUUUUCUUCCUUCUUGAGUAGUAAAAAUUGCGUGAAUGUAAAUGAGAUUUGAAUGAAUAAUGCUAGUUAUGCAUUCAUCCUAAUUCAAAUCCUAUCUUAAUUAGCCCGGGGGCCUAAUUUGACUUUCAUGCAGCAUGAAACCACUUUGGAUUAUCACCAGAAUUGCCAUGCAUUUGUUCUUCACUUUUUUUUUUUUCCAAUCAGCGCACAUCUUUUUACACUGCUUAAAAACAAAGCAAAACAAAUAUAUCGUUAAUAAAUUAAUCAGAUUUAAUUAGGGCGGCACAGAAGGAUAUAUUUAAAGGGGAAAAAUGCUGUAAAUACAUUCCCUGUGCCGACUGCUUCUGUGCCGAGCGUGGGGAUGAGCCCAUGACACAGACACAGAGUGAAAGUCUCUCUCGGGUGCACUUUCUGCCAUGACUUAAACGAGCUGAAAUUGCUGACAUUCUGCCUUUUUCAGAUGUGUGUCAGCGUCCAUAGGCUUCUCCUUCAAACGAAUGGAAGAUUAUUGAGUUAAAUAUCGCCAGGACGACAGCUCUGGGAGGCACUCAGUGGACGUGGGGUGAAGGUUGCCGCCGUGUUUCUGGUCCUGCAGCACAUAUGUGAAGGCAGCACUGCUCUCUAGCUCAAAAACGGAAGGAUACAACGCGUGAAAUGCCAGAAUUCUGCUUGCGACUUUGUUCUUUCCUUCUAAUUAGAUUGCGAUGAACGUUUCCAGUAGGACAGCGGGUUAAUGAGAGGUCGUUUCAUUGAGCCUAAAGGUUUCCUUGCAGACAGAAGGUGCUGCUGGUGUGUUUUCCCAUAUUUGUAUCCGCAGCUUUCCUCUGGACUGGGGCUAAAUAUAGAAUAAAUGACGUUUUCUUGUCAGGGGGAAGCAGAGCUGCUCAGCAGCUUCAAGUCUGAGCAGUGAGAGCCUCCUAAUCAACGCAUGCCGUUAACGCACAGCUGAUAAGCCUUGCACAUGAGAAGGCUGUGGUUAAUCUGAAUGUCAAGUCAGCGCUGUCAGCGUCUGUAGGCAUCUUCCCCUCUCUUCAGAUGGACUCGAGGCUGACACGUUCACUCUCUGACGUUCCUGCAACUUCUGAAGGAUGCACACACCGGCACGGCAUGCUGUCUUGCUAACAAGGAGGGGACUUCCCAAAAGCCUGCAAAGGAGACGUAGAUCUUCAAGCAAGUCCUGGCAGCUGGAGCUUUCCGAUAGCAGAUAAAAUAAUCUGACCACCAUGAGUUGGAGCUUUCUGACCCGUCUCUUAGAGGAGAUCCACAACCACUCCACCUUCGUUGGCAAAAUCUGGCUGUCGGUGCUGAUCGUCUUUCGGAUCGUUCUGACUGCUGUGGGAGGCGAAUCCAUUUAUUACGAUGAGCAAAGCAAGUUUGUCUGCAACACGGAGCAGCCCGGCUGUGAGAACGUUUGUUACGACGCUUUUGCUCCUCUUUCUCACGUGAGAUUUUGGGUGUUCCAGAUCAUUCUCGUCGCCACUCCGUCCGUCAUGUAUUUGGGCUACGCCAUCCAUAAGAUUGCCCGCAUGGUGGAGCACAGUGACGUUGACAGAAGGUUCAGAAGCAAAAGCUUUUCCACACGCUGGAAACAGCACCGCGGCUUGGAGGAGGCCGAGGAUGACCACGAGGAGGACCCGAUGAUGUACCCAGAGAUAGAGCUGGAAAGCGAACGGGAGAACAAGGAGCAGCAGCCCCCCGCCAAGGCCAAGCACGACGGGCGGCGGCGGAUCCGCGAGGACGGGCUGAUGAGGAUCUAUGUGCUGCAGCUGCUGGUGAGGGCGACGUUCGAGGUCGGCUUUCUGAUCGGUCAGUACCUCCUGUAUGGCUUUGAGGUCAGCCCCGUGUUUGUGUGCAGCAGGAAGCCCUGCCCCCAUAAGAUAGAUUGCUUCAUUUCAAGGCCGACCGAAAAGACCAUUUUCCUGCUCAUAAUGUACGGGGUGAGCUGUAUGUGUUUGCUUUUGAAUGUGUGGGAGAUGCUCCAUUUAGGGUUUGGCACGAUCCGGGACACGUUGAACAACAAGAGGAAAGAGCUGGAGGACUCUGGUACCUACAACUACCCCUUUACCUGGAACACACCCUCUGCCCCUCCUGGCUACAACAUUGCGGUCAAACCCGAUCAGAUGCAAUACACAGAACUGUCCAACGCCAAGAUGGCCUACAAGCAGAACAAAGCCAACAUCGCCCAGGAGCAGCAGUACGGCAGCAACGAGGAGAACAUCCCCGCCGACCUGGAAAACCUGCAGAGGGAAAUCAAAGUGGCUCAGGAACGCCUGGACAUGGCCAUCCAGGCGUACAACAACCAAAACAACCCCGGCAGCAGCUCCAGAGAGAAGAAGUCCAAGGCGGGCUCCAACAAAAGCAGCGCCAGCAGCAAAUCGGGGGACGGGAAGAACUCUGUCUGGAUUUAACCUUGGCUGGGUUUAUAUGUUGUCUUUUUCUCACAACCAGCAACCCGUUGAGUAAUGGCUUCCAUUAAGUAAAUAUUUGGUUCUGCUUAUUUUCAGGGAUACUGUUGGCUAGCGAUUCCAGCUCUAAGGAAGUGUUUAUACGCAUAAUGUAGGACUGUAGGACUUUAUUCUUCUGCCUUCCAAGCCAGGAGACAAAUAGGUAUAUUUAAAUCAUUCUCAUUGAAGGGUUUACGCUGUAUGUACAGUAUUAUGGUACAUUAUUAUGCACAAUUUUUUGUAUUUGUACACUGGAUCUCCGGAGUUACCCUUUUUUUUAUAUGAAAGGAGGAAACCGUAGGUAGCUGUUAGCAUUUUGCCAGUUUUAUUACUGUGGUUCGUCGUCGUUUUCUGUUUGUUUUCAAUGUCAGGACUUUCUAUGCUGCAUUUGAGAAGUGCCUUGAACACUCAGCACCAGGGAGCCCGGUUAUCCGCUCCCUUAGAGCAGGGGGGGGGUUGGAAAACGUCUGCUGAUGGUGCUCUUGACUGUACCUUUUUAUAAAGACGAUGUGCUACUUACAAA
Gallus gallus (chicken) is the source of this 3676-nucleotide messenger RNA. It is a transcript of the gene GJC3, whose product is annotated as gap junction protein gamma 3. Gene Ontology annotation, biological process: cell communication. Bases 1933 to 3117 code for a protein of 394 amino acids. Lineage: Eukaryota; Metazoa; Chordata; Aves; Galliformes; Phasianidae. The record is from RefSeq and is a predicted model, not a curated record. The transcript has 5 exons. Gene Ontology annotation, cellular component: connexin complex.